Messenger RNA from Knipowitschia caucasica, 501 nucleotides. NCBI's taxonomy places the organism in Eukaryota, Metazoa, Chordata, Actinopteri, Gobiiformes, Gobiidae. The record is from the annotation of a GenBank genome assembly.
AUGGAGAUCGAUCACAUCUCACAGACAUCUCACAGACAUCUCACAGACGUCAUCUCACAGACAUCUCACAGACAUCUCACUGACAUCUCACAGACGUCAUCUCACAGACAUCUCACAGACAUCUCACUGACAUCUCACAGACGUCAUCUCACAGACAUCUCACAGACGUCAUCUCACAGACAUCUCACAGACAUCUCACAGACAUCUCACAGACAUCUCACAGACACAUCUCACAGACAUCUCACAGACGUCAUCUCACAGACAUCUCACAGACGCUGGAUCCAAAGAACAGCUUUAGACCAGAGAAAAGAGAGAGGGUCAGAGAAACCAGGAGCCACAGACGAGAAACCAGGAUCCACAGACGAGAAACCAGGAGCCGCAGACGAGAAACCAGGAGCCACAGACGAAAAACCAGGAGCCACAGACGAAAAACCAGGGGCCACAGACGAGAAACCAGGAAACACUACGUCCACAGCUGAGAAAGAGGGAUUUUCAUGUUGA